AUGGCCUUGAACACGAGUCUGGCUAUGGUGUCGACGGGCCUCGUGCUGGCGUGGUCGUCGCCGGCGGUGCCCAAACUCCCACACCUGACGGCCGCCGAGGCGUCGUGGGUGGGGUCUCUGCCGUCGCUGGCGGCGGCGCUGGGCCCCUGGCUGGGCGGCUGGGCGGCGGACCGCGUGGGGCGGCGCGCCACCGCCCUCCUGGGGGCGGUGCCCAUGGCCGGCAGCUGGGUCGCGCUCAUGUUCGUCGAGCACGCGCCCACCUGGCUCUGCGUCGUGCGCUUCAUCUCGGGGCUCGGCAUCGGACUCAUCGUCACUUCGCUCAGCAUGUUCGCCGCCGAGAUCUCCCAGGCCAACAUCAGGGGCGCGCUGCUUAUGGUGCAACAGCCGUCGAUAACGACGGGCUUCAUGCUCGACUACUGCAUCGGCCCCUUCGUAUCGUACACUACGCUAGCGGCCAUAGGGCUGGCCGUGCCUCUCCUCUUUAUGGUGGCCUUCUUCUGGGUGCCAGAGUCGCCCUACUACCUGCUCGCUAGGGGCAGAGACGAGGACGCCGAAAGGUCUCUCCGGCGGCUGCGAGACGACAACAGUGACAUCUCUUCUGAGCUACAGAGGAUGAAGGGAGCAGUGGAGGAGUCCAAGAUGAACGAGGCGUCGGUGCUGGACCUGUUCCGGUCCCGCAGGUGCCGCCGCGCCCUGGUCAUUUCUCUGGGCGUGGUGUGCGCUGAGCAGCUGGCGGGCAUCAACGCGGUGCUCUUCUACAGCCAGAGCAUCUUCAACGCCGCUGGCGGCGACGUGGACAGCCGGGUGGCGCCGAUCAUCGUCAACGGCACCAUGCUGAUUGAGUCGUGCGUCACGCCCUUCCUGGUGGACCGCCUGGGCCGCAGACCCCUGCUCAUCUUCUCCUCCACUGGCAUGUCUGUCGCCUUGACUGUUCUGGCUGUGUAUUUCUACCUGAAUGACACGGGAAGAAACGUCGAAGACAUCGGCUGGCUGCCACUCACUGCUCUCGUCUUCUGCAUCAUCACCUACACUUCAGGUUACGGUGGUCUGACGGCCACUGUUCCAGCGGAAAUCUUCUCGCAGAACGUCAAGUCCGUGGCAUUACCUGUGGCUACUUUCGUUUCCUGGACCAUGUCCUUCUUGGUGACGAGGUUCUUCGAGGACAUUUCCAGUGCCGUUGGCAACUACGGGCCCUUCUUUCUGUUCGCAGCUUGCUCCCUACUCGCCUCGUUCCACGUCUACUUUUUGCUGCCUGAAACGAAGGGGAAGACUUUGGAAGAGAUACAGGUUAUGCUUGAAAGCGGGAGGACCAUCCGAGCAUGCUGCUAAACAGACACGUUUUGGAACAGCUUCUCCUAUGGCGCUCAGUGAACCCACUCGCGACCAAAUCGGAGGCAAAAGAUGUAACGCUUAGUAAUAAGCAUAAUUCUUGCAUCGGGACUAACGGAGCUGGUACAAAUGACGUCGGAUGUCAUUCAUCUUCAUUGACUGAAAGCACUUUACGAGUGCGUUGAACAAUAUUAAUCUCUGUUCCUGUUAUGUUGACUGAAAGUGAGAGGAGAAACCUGUUAAUACUCAAGGCAUAUACUGAAGAAGAAAGUAAAAACAGAGAGUAAUGGAAUAAAUAUUCUCUCUUAGGCUUUGAAAAUGAAGAAUACUAAAAUAGAACUCAGUAUAACUUAUUCGCCAGGGUGCGAAACCUUGUAAAGAAUGAGAUGCACUGUUGACGAACUGUAGUGCAUAUAUAUCACUUCUGAUAUUUCAGUUUUUUGAAAUAUAGACUAAUGAUGCUGUAAUGGUAAUAACUGUGAAAAAGCCUGCAAAAAUUUUCAUGUGGGGAAUCUUUCAUACAACGCGACGUUUCUGUUUACAAUUAGGCCUGCUUUUAUCAGUUGAAAGUAGAAUGUAAAAAUUACAAGAAAACAUAGUUAACCAUUUGAGAAAUUGAGGGAUGAAAUCAUUGUUAGUAUAUCUUGUACGGUUAUUUAUUUUUAAGUGAACAUCUUGCAAAGCUUACAAGAUCAAAAGCGCUUUCUCUAUUACUAAUUAGUUGCUAUAGAGAUUGCUGCCUUCCUCUGACAAGUCAACUUUUUCUCCACAUUGGUCCCUCCUUCACUGUUGCCAACAUUUCCUUCAAAAGUCAUUACAUUCUACAAUGACACAAUGGGGAUACUGCUAAAGACAACGUUAAUAAGAUUGACAUUUCUUAAAUUACAUAUAUCUAUUACUAAAUAAAUUAUUAUUACUGUUAUUAUUGUAUAAUGCUCAUGUACUAAAGAAACUCUAAUGUUGACUCAUUAAGGACGUCUGGUUAGAUACAAUGGAAGGCCAUAACCAUGCCACGCGAAAUAAAUGGAUAAAUAAACAAAUAACAACAGUGUACUGCAAAUUUCACAGUUUUUACAAGCAAACAACUAAAACCAGUUCACAGGACUAGUUUUCCACCGUCUGUGUGGUAAAUAAACAUCAUUUCCAAAAAUGAAACGCGGGAUGCAAUAUAUACAUCAAUACUAGAUAUGUUUGGUAUUCACAAGCACACUAGAGGAACAUUAUGGGUACUUGCAUGAAUGUCGAGAGAAGGAAUUUCCCAGAAUAUUUUUAAAUUUAUGACAUCAUUAGGAACGUAGAAAGCAUAAAAUAAAAUUUAUAAAGAAAUGGCGGAAAACAGGAUCACUAAAUCUCUUCCACUGGUUUAGAUGUGUGGUCCAAAAUAAGCAAUAGAUUAAUCACUUGAAUUUCUCUAAACUUAAAAUAUUAUCUUAAAAACGUUGGAGUAUUUGUAAGAACUUCUAUAUUUAGAUGAGCCUCGUAUGUACUGUUAAUUCGUUUCUGUAAUGUCUACAUUAUGCGAACAAUUGUAAGUAGGCUAUUUAGGUUUUUAUGUUGGUAACGCCAUGUAGCACUCUAUAUGAAAAUCACUGACUGUGCUGUGUGAAGUCUGUGGCUGGUCUGCAUUGUUGCAGUAUUGCUAUUGUAGUGUUUGGCAGUUGGCUGUUAACAGCGCGUAGCGUUGUGCAGUUGGAGGUGAGCUGCCAGCAGUGGUGGAUGUGGGGAGAGAGAUGGCGGAGUUUUGAGAACGGAUGAUCUGGACGUGUGUCCAUCAGAGACGGUAAAUUUGUAAGACUGGAUGUCAUGAACUGAUAUAUACUAUGACUU
This is a messenger RNA of Schistocerca serialis cubense, 3156 nucleotides long. RefSeq names its product facilitated trehalose transporter Tret1-like. NCBI's taxonomy places the organism in Eukaryota, Metazoa, Arthropoda, Insecta, Orthoptera, Acrididae. The record is from RefSeq and is a predicted model, not a curated record. The coding region runs from base 1 to 1329 and encodes 442 amino acids. Gene Ontology annotation, biological process: transmembrane transport; carbohydrate transport. Gene Ontology annotation, cellular component: membrane. The transcript is spliced from 6 exons. Gene Ontology annotation, molecular function: sugar transmembrane transporter activity.